CCGCCAGCUCCUUGGCAGUCAUGGAGCUCGUUUGCGACAUUCAUAGCAGAAAACAGGAGCUGAUAUUCAACAGGACUUCAAUUCCCGUACCCCUCAAAACUUACGAAAUGCGGAUGAGCAAGUUUUAUAACACAAGAAUAACUAUUAUGCGGCACACAAAAGGAAUAAACUGCCAUCAAAAGUUAAGUCAGUCCAGAGUACAAAUGCUUUUACAUCCAGGUUAAAAACUUUGCUUAUUUUCCCCAUACUUUCGAUUAAAGUCCUUUUUUUAAAAUUAUUUUUUUCUUGAAGUUAUUUCAGAAAGUUCGUACCUGUACUUGCAUUUCUUUACUUUUCUGUUAACGUGUUUAAAUGGUGUCGAUAUACAUUCCGGUCAUUUUUGGAAGGUACUUUUAUUGUCUCUGUUUGUAUCUGCUUGUAGUUGUCUUUGCUUGUGUGAAAAUUUGAGUUUCAAGUGUGCUAUAUAAAUAAAACUACCUUGUCUUGCUUUUCCUACAUGCUGGUGUUUGUUUUUUCUUUUUUUUUUAUGGUUGAAGGAGCCACUCAGAGUGUGGUCGGGUGCCACCAGUUGCUCAUCCCUGAAUUACGUAUUCUGUAGAGGUUUAAAAAGAGUAGCAGACCUCUUGAUAGAGUAAGGAGAAUAAAGUGUUCAAAUGUAGAAACUAAAAGUUAUGGUCUUUUCAAACUACAUGACUUUUUGUCGUUCAUGACGGUCACACUGUCAGACUAGCAGGUGAAUAUCAUUGGACUUAAGCUAGAUGUCACACGACAAGUCCGUCACUGACCAGAUGCUACCCAAUUGUCGCGUACUAAUGACAAGAUUCAGUGCACCGGCGCGGGGCUGGCGGCUGUCAAAGUCUUGUCGACGGAAGCAUUAUAUGCACGUACGUUUUGUUUUCUGCUCAGAAAAGUCAAAAGAAUUAUUAAAAAAAAAAAGAAGAUAUAACGGACCUGCUCCUGAAUGGUGGCGAGAGGGCGGUAUGGAUUCUCCCAAAGGAACUCGAGGUUGGAGCCCCAACAGAGCAGAGGAAGGCCAUGAAGCACUUUACCGCGCACUCCGACCUGCCCACCAAGCAAGAGUUUCAACUGGAUCGAGUGAUGAAUCCCUUGGGAGGAGUCCACAAAGGAAUUAAAUACGCCAGUUGGUCGCCUCUUGGCUGCGAUUCCAGCGGGCGCUGCUUGCUAGCGUGCCUAACUCUUGACCACAGACUCACCGUCCAUCACAGCCACCAGCGUCUCGGAUGGAGCACGCUGGUCGAUCUCAGCGCUAAAUACGGCGAGAUGCUACAAGAACGAGGUUACGCCCAACUGGAUGCCAAGCCGCCUGAGAAAAACCUGUUGGACUUUGAGGAGCUGCAGUGGCGCUACCAAAUGCAGACCCCUGUGAGGAUGGAGUGGUCCGGCGUUUACACGCUCAAACAGGUGCAGCCCGACAACUCCUGCGUUCAUGUGAAGAUGGUCCUCCUCGCCGUCCUGAUGGAAAACGGCGACCUCGUUUUGUGGAAGUUUGCGCUGCCCUUUGAGAACGGCGCCGAUGUUGUUUUUUACGACGCCAUCGCGUCAGGUGUGAGCUCUCCCAGCGAUUUGGCCUGGUGGGAAUAUGAACACGCCGACCGGCGAAUGAGCGGCUUGAUCGUCGGCAGCGAGUUGGGCCCCGUGACGAUCAUGCCGGUCAGCUUGGCGGGGGUCAAAGGUUACUUCACCCUGCGACACCCCGUCAUCCUCUGGAAGGAGUGUGACCGGAUGGCGGCGGAGAACAUCAAAUGCGUCCCGUUGGUCCACCCGCUUCACAAAACGAGAUGCAGCCUCAUCGUGGCGUCUCGCGGUUGCUACGUCCUCUGGUGUUUGCUCACGAUUUCGCCAGCCGGACUAAACGUGAACAUCUCUCACCUGGCGGGCCUCUACUCCCUCCCCGUGGUGUCGCUCGCCGUCAGCCGGCACGGCGUCGUGUACACGUGCUCCACCGACGGCUGGAUCAAGAAGCUGACGCCAAAAUUCACAGAAAGAACUUUGACUUUCCAACAAGAGGAGAUGUUGUGCCCCGAAGGUUUGACGAACCGACGUCUGUAUGGGAUUGCGGUGAGCCACAACGAAGCGUAUCUCGCUCUGGUCAGCACGCAACGUUUGGUCGACUCAUUUCACCCAAUUCUCAGCAACUACCACGUGCACUUUCUCGCAUUGAAAUUGCCAGAAACAGCAGCCGGGCUUCUGCUCAAAUCCCCCACCGAGAACCUGUACAAGGAGGCCGACCUGCUGGACCUUGUGAGGUGGAACGUCUUAAAGAACAAAAGUAUUCCUCGGGCCUUGCAGCAGGAGCUUGAGCAGAAGAUCCGAGAGGUGGACUCCCCUUACCUCUGGCGCUUGAAGCUGUUUUUGCUUCGUUUUCUGCACCAGUCCCUUCAGACGCCGCAGACAGUCCGCCACUGGAAACCUUCUCAAGAGGUCUGCGGUGCACUCAUGCAGGACCAGGACGGUGAAGAGGACAAAGAUUUGGCCGGCGAGUGCCACGCUAUCGGCGAAGCGAAUCCGGACGAGCAGGUGGAGCAGGUGCGGGCGGGGAUGCGUUUGGUGGAGAGCCACCUUGUGAGAGAGAACAUGAAGAAGUUGCUUGGGGAGGUCUACCUCAACACGCACAUAACGCAGAAGACGUGCAUUCCCACCAGCGGCCUGGCUGAGCACCUCUUGAAGGUCUCCGAUGACAAAAAUGCAGAGGUCCUGAUUGGUCACAUCAAGAAAAAGAUGAACAAGCAGACGUUCCCAGAGUGCUGCAGCUUGUGUCAAGAGGUGCUGCCCUUCACCGACCACAAGCAAGCGGUGUGCCAAAACGGUCACAUGUGGCUCAGGUGUGUGCUCUCCUAUCAGGCGUGCCAGUCUCUGACUUUCAGACGCUGCCUCUUGCAGGAUAGCAUCUCUGGAAUCCCACAGUACGAAGACCCACCGUGGAUAAAGAAGAUACUCCAGACGUCGUGCUCGCUCUGCGACUCGCCAAUGAUCUAGAGACGAACGACCGCGGCGCUAUCGGCGCCUUCCCGCAAAAAAAAACGCCUCCGGUUUACAAUCGCUUCAACGCGACUCUUAAUUAUAUCAUGUUGAUAUUUAUGUCUUCAAAUUGGAAAUAAAAGUCUUUGAAGAUA
Molecule: messenger RNA, 3134 nt
Organism: Hippocampus comes (tiger tail seahorse)
Lineage: Eukaryota; Metazoa; Chordata; Actinopteri; Syngnathiformes; Syngnathidae
Gene: gtf3c4
Product: general transcription factor IIIC, polypeptide 4
Exons: 6
Coding region: 1036-2997 (653 amino acids)
Biological process (GO): transcription initiation at RNA polymerase III promoter
Cellular component (GO): transcription factor TFIIIC complex
Molecular function (GO): histone acetyltransferase activity
Source: RefSeq, a predicted model, not a curated record